Messenger RNA from Rhinocladiella mackenziei CBS 650.93, 3168 nucleotides. RefSeq lists its product as uncharacterized. The transcript is spliced from 4 exons. The coding region runs from base 1 to 3168 and encodes 1055 amino acids. NCBI's taxonomy places the organism in Eukaryota, Fungi, Ascomycota, Eurotiomycetes, Chaetothyriales, Herpotrichiellaceae. The record is from RefSeq and is a predicted model, not a curated record. Gene Ontology annotation, biological process: iron-sulfur cluster assembly. Gene Ontology annotation, cellular component: cytosolic [4Fe-4S] assembly targeting complex.
AUGGCUCUUCCCCACGCGCGAGACUAUGUCCUUGCCGCAGAGAGCAAUCAGCAAGAGGCCGCUGAGAUUGCAAAGGCUGCGGCUCGGAGGCUCGAGGGCCGUCAAACUACGUUAAUCGAACUCGUCCAGUCGCUGGGCGAGUACAUCAAUGAUGGAGACGAGAAAAUCCGCGCCCGGGCCGUGUCCUACCUAGUCGCCGUUCUCUCAAAUCUACCGCCGAAAUACCUCUCCCGCCAACAAAUCCAAGUCUUGUGCCAGUUUAUGUGCGACCGCAUCGAAGAUGGAGGGGCCAUUGAGGGCUUGUCCAAGCUACAGAGCCUGGAGAGGUUCACGAAGGACAUGGCACAAACAGUUGUGAGAGCAAUCUUCGACCAUUUUGGCGAUUUGCAAACGAUAAAUCAAGCUGGUAGAUACCGAGUUCUCCAGCUCUUGAAUGAGCUUCUGGGCCACCAUCGCAAUGCCAUCAGGGAUAUGGGGGAUGAGUCUCUCGUGGGCAUCACUGACUUGGUUGCUGGCGAGAAGGAUCCUCGCAACCUGAUGUUGAUAUUCUCCAUGCUAAGAGUGCUCAUGGUGGAAUGGAAUAUCACGAACCACGUCGACAUUAUGUUCGACUCGGCGUACGCGUACUUCCCCAUCACUUUUCGACCUCCUCCAAAUGAUCCCUACGGCAUCACUGCACAGGAUUUGAAGGAAAGGCUUCGCGGCUGUCUGGCUUCCACUAGUGUGUUUGCACCUCACACCUUUCCCAACAUGUUGGAUCGGCUGGACUCGACCUCUACCACUGUUAAGAAAGACGUUUUGCAAACUCUUACCGCUUGUGCCCACAACUAUGACCCUGUAACAAUCGCCCAGUACUCGGUCACGCUCUGGGAUGCGGUCAAAUUUGAGGUCUUGCAAGCUCAAGAACCAGAACUAGCCGAGGAGGCGCUGCGUGUCCUGAAUGGGAUCGCAACCUCCUUGUCAUAUGUUGCCAACAACUCCACGAAUUCUCCUCUUCUUCAGUACCUGAACCCUAUCAACAAGGAAUGUUUGGAACACCUUCAAGAGCCAGCGUCACGACAAGCGAAAGCAUCUGGCGACAUUCUGCGGGCUGUAUCUUCGGCAUCAAUACAGUCGUUCGAUAUUGUCAUCAAAGCCAUUGGCCCGGCGCUCUUCACCAUAUACCAAUCUUCAGAAGGCUUAAUGCAACACAGGGCCACUUUGGAGGUUGCCAAUCAUCUCUUCGAGGCAGCUGUUGAAGUCUAUGGAUCAUGGACGAAGCCAAGCCAGAAGAAUCCUGAUGGUCGAGAAAAUUUGAUGGGCGAGUUCAAAGAUAAAUUUGUUGCCAUUUACAGUCAAGCCCUCAUGGCGACAGUCAAAGAAGAGGUAUCGUUUCGACUCACCGCGGCAAAUGGUUUACUGUUGGUAUCGAAGAUGAAUUCGAUGCUCACUGAUAAUGAAAUUGGUCUCUUGGUCCAGUAUUUCGAUGACAUCGUCUUAAAUGAAGAAUCUUAUGGUCGAGAUGAACUCAAAAAGAGGGCCAUGACGGCGUUAGCCGAGAUAUCCCGAUUCAAGCCUGCCCUCAUUUCCGACAUCACCUUCCCAGCAUUUAUGGCACGUUUACCAGAUUCCGAGGAAGACGCCCAACCGGCCGACUAUGAUUCCGUCCUCGAAGGAUUGGCCGAGAUCAGCGUCGAGAAGGAUUUACUGGGGACGUUGAUGAGACGUCUGCUAAACAAACUGGACAUUCUUUUCCAUUCAUACCAGCCAAAGGAUUUUCCGUAUACCCGUGCCAUCCUCGGUACAGUACUGUUCGUACUGAAUCGGGCUGUGGUCGAUCAAAAUGCGUUCCUCGAUGCAUAUUAUGACCGUGUAGUCAUUGGCCUAUGCAGGAAAGCUACAGAUGUGAGAACCGGUCCUCUCACAAAUGAAAAUAUUCUUGAUCUCCUGGGUCGAAUUGUCAACUUGAUUGUGCGACAUUCUACGGCAGAAAAUAUCCAGAAAGCUGCAGAGAACAUCUACCUCCUUUUCAGGGGCAUCAAGUUUGACGGCGAGACAAUCAGACCAACCCUGCUGUUCGAGCCUCCGGUAAUUACAAUCUUAUCCACAUGGCUUUUGGCGGCCAUGCCUAAAAAUGUUCAUUCACGGGUGCUGACGAGAGAUCAAAUACCUGGAAUUAUUGACGAUCUGGUAUGCUAUGCUUCGAAAUCGACCAAUAUUGCGAUCAUUCAAAGCUGCCUUCUCCAAAUCGCACUCUACGUCAACAAACAUAUCGAGACGGCCGAUUUACAAUUCAUCGACAAUCUUCUCUUCCAAAGGCUUUCCGCGCUCAGGGACGAACCGAUGGACGAAUCCGAGACCCCUGAUUUCAACAUUCGGCUCUCCUUCUCACUGAUCAAAGCUCUGACUGUGCGACUCUCUCCAAAGACAAAUCAAUAUCUCACGAGCCUCGUUGAUCUCCUCGAUCAGACUCAAUACCCUCGAGAGGUCUCCAGAAAAGCCGCAAUGGGUUUCGCCACCAUUCUGGCUUCCGACGAUGUUUUAUCUAAAAAUAACCUAGCCCAAAUCAGGCUUCUAGCUCCACAGUGUGUGUUCCAGACGUUGACACCACUCAUCUCUGAGAAGUUCAAAGCGUCACAAUCGCCUAGCGAGAAAGAAAACUAUCUCAUCGCGCUCAGCGGCAUUUUGUCCUCUGUGCCAUCGGAAAUUGUCAUGCCGGAAUUGCCUACCUUGUUGCCUCUUCUUCUACAAUCAUUGGACAUCGCCAAUCAAAUGGUCAAGAUGGCUACAUUAGAGACAUUGGCGGUGGUGAUAUCACAUAACCCAUCGGCAUUGGAAGAAAGCGGACAUAUUCCCGCUCUUGUGAAAAGGCUCAUUUCCGUGGCGGGUGGAUACAAAUCGAGUUCCGUCAAGUUACCGCCGUUCACAUCACCAACAACCGCCAUGUCUGCAGUUAAUCUUCCGAAAACCCGCCGUCUGGCAACACGCUGUCUGACCUUGAUGCCAAAGUAUAUCGUCACCGGCACAUCACGAGCAAAUCCACUGAUAGGACUCAAGCGAGAAGUCUUACACGGUCUAACCAAUGUGUUGGAUGAUGUGAAGCGUGAUGUAAGAAAAGAGGCCGUAGAUGCGCGGGCAGCGUGGCUAAGAGGAGUUGAUGAUAUGAAUGAUGACGAUGAUGAAUCAUAG